AUGGAUGUGAAGAUUCGGGGUGGAAAGGCUUCCGCCGCUCUUGCGCCUCCCCACCACGUGCCGCGCUUCGGGAAGAGUAACAUAGAGAUUUCCAUCCCGCAAGAUGCGGCCGACGAACACGCAUACCCUCCAGAGGCCGUUCAGGUCCGCAAUACCUUCAUCCAUGUCGCUAGUCCAGGACAGGGUGCCACAGAGGAAAUCGCCAAGAACGCCCUCUCCUGCCCGGCAAGCCAUGUGGGAUGGAUCCAGAAGCUUUUUACAGAGGACGACGAGGCUUGCCAGGUUCCCAAGGCAGCGAAGCCCGUUAUCAGCUUAGAGGAGACGCUCAUCUUCGAUGUUCCCAACACUCCGCACGAGGAGCCUUUGGCGCCAAGUACUUACACCAACCGGGAUCAUGGCAAGCAGUGGCUGGCGACACAACCGCCGCAACAGCCUCUGCCACCUGUGCAUGAUGCAGGGCUGUGUCCUCCUCGGCCUCCUGUCCCGUGCGAGCCCCCAGCCGCUUGCUACGCAGGGGCUGAGGAAGCAUACUUGCCUUACAGGAUGUACGAGGAGCCGUGGCUGCCGGCACCCGCGCCGAUGCACGAUCCGCACAUGUGCCCGCCCCCGCACCCCGUCCCUUGUGAGCCAAACCCCCAGUUCUAUCAUCCUCCCCCAGAACAGCCCCAUGCUCACGCACCACCAAUGCCACUUCCGCCAAUUCCAUGCGAAGCCACUCACGGUUUCUACCCUCAUCCCCCUAUGCACGAUCCCCACAUGUGCCCUCCCCCCCAUCCAGUUCCAUGUGAGCCGACUCAAGGAUACUACCCACCUCCGGAGGCACCUCAUGCACACCCCUUGCCAAUGCCAUGCGAGCCCCCGCAUGGGUUCUACCAUGAGGAGGCGCGAAGACCCAUGAUGCCGGUUCCGUGCGAGCCAAGGCCCAGAUUCUACCAUCCACCCCCAGAGGAGCCGCGCGGACCCAUGAUGCCGGUUCCAUGUGAGCCCAGACCUGGAUUCUAUCAUCCAGCACCAGGGCCUAUGAUGUCGGUCCCAUGCGAACCCACUCCUGGCUUCUACCAUCCUCCACCACUGCCACCCCCAUGCGAGCCUACCCCAGGGUAUUACCACCCUGCCCCUGAGGAUCCACGCGGCCACAUGAUGCCCCUUCCAUGCGAGCCCAACCCUCAGUACUAUCGCCACCCCCACGAAGAGACCCGAGGCCAUACCAUGCCGGCACCCGUUGAGCCGACUCCCUACGUCUACCCUCCGUGCCCAGAGGAUCCCAGGGGUCCCCUGGCCACCUAUCCCAAGGAGGCGCAGGAAGCUUGCCGACGCGACUGGCAGAUUCCUCCUCUAGAGACGCAGGUUCGGCCACAGGAGGAAGCCGUUCCCAAGCGCUCUGUGGAGGAUCUCCCCACGUGCCCUCCGUCCAUCCAAGUGCCCUCAGCUCCGGCGCCCGGCUCCGCGGAGCUGCCCAGCAUCGGGUCUGAGGGCCACGCCUCCGGCGAGUGCCGCCCUUGCGCCUUUUUGUAUGCCAAGGGUUGCCAGAAUGGCGCAAUGUGCCUUUUCUGCCACUUGUGUGAUAAAGGCGAGAAGAAGCGGCGACAGAAGGCGAAGAAGGCAUCCUUCCAGGGUGGCGCCUGA
Molecule: messenger RNA, 1626 nt
Organism: Symbiodinium sp. CCMP2592
Lineage: Eukaryota; Dinophyceae; Suessiales; Symbiodiniaceae
Source: the annotation of a GenBank genome assembly